AUGGCGGAAAGGACACAGAUGAAACAGUUGGAGUCAUGGUUGGAUGCGAUGGAGCUGGGCAUCCGACAGAACCAGAAGCAGAUCAAGGAGAGAUUAGAAACAAUGGAGCUGGGCCUCUGUCAAACCCAAAAAGAAGUGAGUCGAAGCCGAGCAAAAACGAUGGUAGUGGAGGGAAAUCUAAGAAAAGAUUUCUCCCAUCUCCAGGAGGAAUUUUCUGGGUUCGAGCAGCAACUAAGCACAGUCUUGACCCUGUUCUCCAGACUGCCUAAUGCGAGCCUACCGGCGGAUUUUCUGCCAAGGGCCAAUCCGGCUCCGAUACUUGCUGAGGGCCGAACUAGGAGGAGAAUAACAACACAACCAAAGCCCAGAGGCCAUAACACCAAAAGAGUCCAAGUCUUCAAUUUGUCCUCCUCUUCUACCCUCAAGCGCACCCACAAUGGCAGCGCAUUCGCUUCUUCUGAAAAGUGCAACAAACAGAUGCUCAUCUUAUUGCUUGGCUGGCCUGACUAUCAAAUAGAGGCUCACAUGCGGAGGGCUUUAGAUGCACAAAUGGCAGAACAAUCUCAUUCGGUAUACAGCAUCCGAGAAAAAAGAGCAAAAGCUAAAAUGCUGAGCCAAACACAAAGAAAGCCAAGAAGGAAAAGAAAUAAAGGCAAAGAUCUGAAUGCUCCUGAGCAUCCUCCAACUGCCUUCUUCCUGGUCAUGGAUGAAUUCAGUAAAAGUUUCAAGGAAGCAAAUCCAGGUUGCAAAAUUGUGUCAAUGGUUGCCAAGGGGGUGAGAUGUGGAACUGUGGAAGUCCAUUACAAAUGGGGGCAAAAGCCUUAUGUGGAUAGAGUUGCAGAGCUCAAAGAGGAAUAUAACAAUGCCUUAAAGUCUAAAAACAAUGGUCGAAAUGUAGCAGAUAAUGGAGAGAGAUUAAAACAAGAUAUUGGAGAAUACAUGCAAAAGAAGAAGAAUAACAAGAAUGAGCGAAAUAUGGAAAAGACCCAAUGUAUUAAACAAACUCGAUCACAAUCGGGUUCAACUUCGACUUCAACUUCAAAGCGGCAAGUAACUCAAGUGAUUGAAGAGGAGGAGGAAAGUGAGACAGAGACCAAAGAUGAUGAAGACUUGGAAGAGGGAGAAGAAUUGGGACAGGAAGAAGAAGAUGAAGGGGUGAUUGAAGGGGAUGAUGAAGAUAUUGACCAUGAUGUUGAUGAUUGAUUAAAACUUCUUUAUUGAUUGUGGACUUGUAGUGUUUAUAUGUUUGUUUAGAACUUUGCAUGAUGAUUGGUACUUGUUUGAGUUUGAGACUUUAAGUUUGAACUUUGAUGAUGUUUCUAAUUUAGAAUUUGCAUGAUGAAUGAAUUAACUUUGAUGAUGUUAGUUUAGAAUUUGAAGAUAAUGAAUCAUUAAUGAUAUGCAUGUGUUAUUAUUGAUAAUUUGAUAGUUUUUUAUGAUUUUACAAGAUUUUGAGUUUUUUUUCUAAAAUG
This is a messenger RNA of Diospyros lotus (date-plum), 1472 nucleotides long. RefSeq names its product high mobility group B protein 7-like. The record is from RefSeq and is a predicted model, not a curated record. Bases 1 to 1203 code for a protein of 400 amino acids. The transcript is spliced from 4 exons. NCBI's taxonomy places the organism in Eukaryota, Viridiplantae, Streptophyta, Magnoliopsida, Ericales, Ebenaceae.